AUGGAAGUAGCAACAGAAGGGGGAUCCUUUGAAAAGCUACAAUUUAAAAAAUGUGAAGAUAAGUAUAUUUUAGAUCAACAUUUAAGGACUUGUUUUAGUUAUUUAUUAUUAUAUAUUAUAAAGGAAUGCGAUUAUUUAUAUAAAAUAAAAUAUAAUAUUAUACAAAAUGCUUUGAAAACAUGCAACAAUCAAUACAAAUAUUCCAACUUAAAUAAUUAUAAAACAUUGUCAUAUUUAUUAUAUUCUCAGAAAUGGGAUAAUAAUAUAAUUUAUGAUAUUAUAAAUAAUUCCAAUUAUUUUUGUAAUUAUUUUGAAUUAUAUAAUGAAGAAAAUUAUUUCCCUCAAAAUAUUCAUAACAUAAAUCAAACAAAAAUAAAAUACUUAUCAAAUCCUUAUGAAUGUGUUAAAAGUUCAAUCAAUUUAAAAGAACAAAAUAAAUAUGAAGAAAUACCACCUUAUAUACUAUUUGAUAACACAACAAUAAGGGGUGUAACAAUACAUCAUAGUUUAGAAAAUGAAUUUCCCCAAAUUUUGGAUGGAAUAAAACCAUUCUUAUCAGCAAAUAAGCAUCACGAUAAUAAAAAACAAGCCAAAAAAAUGAACACUAUUAUUGACACCAACAACCAUAAUCAUAUUUGUAAAACUUUUAUUUCGUCAUUUCAAAAUGAUAUAAAUAAAACUGAUAUUGACACAUUUAAUGAAUCCAUAUAUGAAUAUGGACAGCACUCAAAAUGCUUACAAUAUAUUCAAAGAGAAAUAUUAAAUAAUAAUAUUGUGAAAGACGAAAUUUCUUUAUCUGAAUACAAACCCCUUCACAAUAUUGAUAAUAUUAGUCGAUUUAGUAGAAAUUGUGAAUAUCGAGAUAAUAGUAGUCGAAAUAACGAUGCCGGACAAGAUAACAAUGAUAAACAUGAAAGAAAAAGAGGUAAAGAACAGGAAAUAAAUAAUAAUGACAAUGACAAUAAUAAUGACAAUAACAAUAAUAAUGACAACAAUGACAAUAAUAAUGACAAUAACAAUAAUAAUGACAACAAUGACAAUAAUAAUGACAACAAUAACAAUAAUAAUGACAACAAUGACAAUAAUAAUGACAACAAUGACAAUAAUAAUGACAACAAUGACAAUAAUAAUGACAACAAUGACAAUAAUAAUGACAACAAUGACAAUAAUAAUGACAACAAUGACAAUAAUAAUGACAACAAUGACAAUAAUAAUGACAACAAUGACAAUAAUAAUGACAACAAUGACAAUAAUAAUGACAACAAUGACAAUAAUAAUGACAACAAUGACAAUAAUAAUGACAACAAUGACAAUAAUAAUGACAACAAUGACAAUAAUAAUGACAAUAACAAUAAUAAUGAAAACAAUGACAAUAAUAAUGGUGAAGAGGGAAACGACAAAAAUGGAGAAGAUGGUGAAGGGGAAAAUGUUGAGAAGGAAAUUAGUGAAAAGGAAAAAUAUAAAUUUUUUUAUAAGAAAAUAAAAGAAAUAAAAUCGAAUGUUUUUGUAAAAAAAUGCAAAAAUGUUGAAAAACACUUCAAAAAAAAAAUAUUUAAUUACAUAAAUAAGAAUAAUAUAAUAUGCAACAUGAAUAUAGAUACAAUAUUCAUUUAUAUGAAAAAUAUAUAUUAUUUAAUUUUAAACAAUAAACAAUUAGUAUUUUUUUUCAUAUAUAAUACUAAUGAUGUUAUGAAUGCUAUUAUUAAUACAGAAAAAUUUAACGAAAUAAAUUACAGUGAAAAAAAUUUUUUUUUAUAUUUCUUAACAAAUGAAAAAGAGAUAUAUAAAAAAAUAUUUGAUGCAAUAAAUUUAAAAUAUGAUAAAAAUGAACUUAUAUUAAAAUUAAAAAAAUUAAAAAAAAGGUUAAAUGAUUUAAAACAUACAGAAGAAACAAAUUUAUUUGAAGAAAGUAUGAAACAACUUGAGUUAUUUAAAGAUAUCAAAAAAUGUGUUAACACUAAUAAUUCCAAUUCUCAAAAUAAUAUUUCCAACCAAGAUAUUUAUAAACUUUUUAAUUAUACAAAUAAAAGGUUUUUAAAAAAUUAUAAGACAGUAUCUCAUAAACUGUCAUUAAAAAAUUUGUUACCCAAAUUAUAUAAUUGUAAAGAUUUAAAAGAAACUAAUAAUUUAAUAUGUAAUGUUGGUAAGCAUGUUAAAAGUGUUACAAAGAGUGGUGUUGGAUAUGAUGGAAAAAAGAAAAAAAAAAACAAAAAGAAUAAAGAAGCAAACAUGAAAAAAAAUAAUAUGAAUAAUUAUAUGCCUAAUAUGAAUUUUCAUUACAAUAACUUUGCUAAAGGUGCAAAUAUCAAUACCUUUAUCAACAAUAAUAUAGAUAAUUCUCAAAUAAAUAACUCGUUUAAUUAUUUGGGGGAUUUUCAAAAUGUUCAAAACAAUGGGCAAUCAAAUAAUAAUAUUAGCAACUAUUCGAAAUUUUAUAACAAUAUGCAGUAUGUACAACAUAUGCAACAUACUGGAAAUUUUAAAGACAACAAUUUAAAUGAUAAAAAUGGUAAUAAAAAUAAUGAAACAGAUGAAAAAGGUGAUGAACAUGAAGUAAAAAAAAAAGCAAUAAGAGGUAUAACUUCAUUUACCUUAUUUGCCCGAGAAAAAAGAAAAGAAUUGUUAAAUCAAAAAGUAUUUCUAGGAAGCUCUUUAACGGAACAAACAUCUGCUGUUGCUAAAAUUUGGAAUAAUUUAAGUGAUGAAAAAAAAAAAGAAUGGGCUGUUAAAGCAUCCAAAAUAAAUGAAGAAAAUUUUUUAUUACAAAAAAAAAAAAAAAAAAGAAAAUUUACUGCUUUUAGUAUAUUUGCUCGUGAAAAAAGAAAAGAGUAUAAAGAAAAAAAUAUCGAUAUGGGUUUAACAUUAGCUCAACAAAAUUCUUAUGUAUCAAAAUUAUGGAAACAAUUAUCUAAUGAAGAAAAAAAUAGAUAUAAAUAUUUGUCGAAUACUGUAAAUGCCGCUGUAGCAAAAAAUAAUAAAAAUCAGAUAAAUUAUAUUAAUGGCCAAAAAGUUAGUGGAUUUAAAGGAAGAAUUAAAGCUUUAGAUAAUAUGAUGAGUCAACACUUUUCAAAUAAUAAUAAUUUCAUGUAUAACGAUAUGAAUAAUAUGUCAAACUUUAACAAUAGUAACAAUAAUAAUAAAAUUAUGUAUAGCCAAAACCAAGCAAUGAUGGGAAAUGAAAAUAAUCCAUAUAAUAUGAAUUAUAUGACUAAUAUGCAAAAUAUUGCACAAGGCGAUAAUAAUAUGAAUUAUUUUAAUUAUAUAGAAAAUAUGAAUAAAAAUAUUUCAAUGGAAUACAUAAACAAUGAUAUGAAUAUGAUUCCUGAUAAUGGAGAUGAUAAAGGUAAAAAAAAUUCCUUAAAAAAAAAUAAAAAAAAAAAAAAUGAAAAUUUGAAUGGUCCAAAUCAACCCAUGAAUAAUCCUAACUAUAUGCUAAAAAAUACCAAUUCAUUUAAUCAACAAAAUUACAAUUCUUUAUCAUAUCACAAUGAUGGUUUAAAUAAUACUAACAAUUAUUAUCCCUUAUCUUUUCCUAAUGAUAAUAAUGAUGAAAUUAAUAAUAACAAAAUAAAUAAUAAUUCUGAAUUGUACAGAAAUAUUGUUAUUAAUAACAAUACUCAGAAUUUGAUAACAGAAAAUAAUCAAAAUGUUAUGAUAAAUAAUAUGUAUGAUCAAAAUCAAAUAUCCAUGAAUGCCAAUAAUAUAGUAAAUACAACUACACAAAUGACCAAUAUGAAAAAUGAUAUGAUUAUAAAUUCUGAUGCCCCUAUAAUAAAUAAUGCAAAAGGAGAUCAUAAUAUAUCAAUAAAUCAAAUAGAUAAUAAUGAAUUGAUACAAAAUCAUGCUAAUGCUUAUAUAACCAAUGGACUUAAUAAUAACAAUGUGAAUGUAAAUGAAAAUUCUGGAAUAUCAAAUAAAAUAAAUUUUCCAGUACAUGAACAUAGCGAAUUUUCAUUUAAUAAAUAUUCAAAUGAAACGAAUGAAAUUUAUGAGCAUGAUAAUGGAAAUACUGCUGGGGCAUCAAAUGGCCAAACUAAUAUGGUUAUGCAUAACUAUCAAGUAAUAAAUGGUAAUCAAAAAAAAGGGGCAAAAAUUGAUGUUAUUUUAAAAAAAAAAAUUAUGAAAGAUGAAAAAAAAAAAUUAAAAGAAGAAAAAAUGAUGUUAAAAGAGUUUGAUAAAAGAAGGAAGCAAUUAUUAAAAGCUGAAAAAUUAAUGGAAAAAAAUAAAAAUAAAAAAAUGCCUAAUAGUGACAAUAAUGGAAUUGCGGGUAUUGAUUCAAAUUCAGAAUAUUAUGAUUCUGCAAAUAUAAUGAAUAACAAUAAUAAUAAUAAUAAUAAUAACAACAAUAUGGGUAUGUAUAUGAAUAUAAACAAUUAUGAUAUCUCCAAUCCGUUAAUAAAUAACCCAAUGAUUAACAAUUAUAAUUUUUAUGCAAACCCCGAUAAGAAAAGCAUAAACCCUUUGAAUAAUAAUAGUAUAAACAUUGUAAAUAAUACACCAACUACUAUAAGUACUCGAAACAAUACUAAUAAUACAAAUAACAACAAUGGUGUUAUUUCUGCGCCUACUAAUGAAGGAAAUAAUGAUAACCAUCUUUCGAAUAAAGGAUUAAUAAAUUUUAAACAUGUAAUAAAUGGAAAUGGCCAAAACAUAUCUAAUGAUGAUGAAUUUCCAAAUUAUACUUAUGCUAAUAAAUUUAUGACUGAUUCAGGUGGAGUAAUCCGAAAUAAUAAUUCGAUAACUAACGAUACUAAUAUACAAAUUUCUGAUGAUAUUAAAAAAUAUGACCAUGUAAUAAAUAAUAAUACUCAUGAUAAUACAAAACUAGCAAAUCAUAUUUCCGAUCAUCAUCAUAUAUCAAAUGACCAAAUUCCAAAUCCUGAAACCAAUUCAUCAGCAGUUAGUUCUAAUAUACCCGAUGCUAUAAACCACCCAACUUAUUUAAAUGUUAAUAAAGAAUAUUAUAACAAUACUAACUAUUUUAACAAUGUGAUUUCAAAUGAUCAAAUAAUAUUUCAACACACAAAUGGAACAUCAAAUGUUGUAAAUAAUGGAGUUCCGAUUAAAUACUUAAUUGAAAAUGGUUCAAGUUCAAAUAAAAUAUAUGGAUAUAAUAACAACAAUUAUCUUAAUAAUAUUAAUCAAAAUGAAAGAACGACAAAUGGAAUAUCUGGUGAGUCGAAUAAUAAUUCUGGUGUUAUUAUAAAAAACGAUGAAUAUUUUAAUACUAUUACAAUAGAAAAAGACAAUAAUAAUAAUAAUAAAAUAAAUAAUUCUAUUUCAUAUGACCCAGAUGACAAUAAUCAUAAUUAUAACAACAUUAACAACCCUUCAACACAUAUACAUAAAUCUAAACAGCACAAUCAAUCACAAUAUAUAAAUUUAAAUGAAACAAUAAAUAACGAUAUUAACAUGGGAAUGAAUAUGGAAUACAACAAUGAACUGAAUUACAUUAAUAUAAAUAAUAAUGAUAACAAUAAUAAUAAUAAGAAGAAAAAUAACACCACAUCCUAUUUUUAUCCCCAUAAUAGAAAUAACAAUAUUCCUAAUAAUUUUCUUCCAAAAACUAAUGAAAAUAAUACAACAUCUCUUAACUGUAUGCCUAAUGGAGAUAAUAUAAUGUAUUUCCCUGAUCAUGUUGUUUCAGAAAAUAAAAUUUCAGGAAACCUUGUUUAUUUUGACUCGGAUAUGAAUAGAAUAUCUGGAGGAAUUGAAGACAUUGAAAUAAAUGGCCACAAAAGGAAACAAUUUUUUAAUAAUGCAUCUCAUUUUUUAGAGUUAGUUGAUAAAAAAAUAAUAAAACGGAAAAAAAAAAAAUCAUCUUCUCUGAAUGCUGUGAAUGGAGACAAUGAUACAAUAUGGGAUUUAGUUUUGAAAAAUAAAACAAAAAGGGAAAGGAGGAAAAAUAAAAAAUCAAAUAAUAUAACAAUAGAUAAUACAUUAGAUGAUAUUAUUAACUUUGAUAAAAACCAAAAUAAUGAUUUAAAUAUGCUUUGUCUAAAUAAUAACGGAUAUUAUUUGAACAAUGAUAAUGAUAAUCAAAUUGAAACCAAUGAAAUAAAUGAAUUAACUGACAAAGAAAGAAAUGAACAACAUCCUGAAGAAGAUUCUCAUAAUCCAAAUAAUGAAAAUGAAGAUGAUAUUCUUAGUUUUCUAAACAUUUGUAUGCCAAACUAUUCCACCAAAUUAAAUAUAAAUGAACGAGGUGAAGUUGUUUAUGACGAUAAACGCACAUAUAAUUCAAAUACAAUAAUGAAUGAUAAUGAUAAUAAUUUUAAUUUUUUGAUGAAAACAAAAAAUAAAGUUAACGAAAAUUUAAAUAAUUGUCAAAUUGAAAAAUAUAAUAAUGCAUAUAAAAAAGCGAAAUUAUGCAAAUGGUCAGAACAACAAACUAAUAAAUUUUAUGAAGUUAUUGAAAUGUUUGGUAUUGAUUUGAUGAUGGUUAAGGCAUUAUUGCCAUCUUUUACAGAUAAACAAAUUCGGGAUAAAUAUAAAAAAGAAAAAAAAAAUAAUCCUUAUAGAAUAGAUCAAGCAUUAAAAAAAAAUAAAGAAAUUGAUUUAGAAGCAUAUGAAAAUGAACAUGGAAAAAUCGACCACUCGACACACCAUAAUUAUUAUGACUCAACUAGCGAUUUGGAUAACUCUUCUCCGAAAAAAAAUAAUAAAGACGUGGAUGAUUCAGAGAUUAAUAUCUUAAGUAUUUUUGGCAAUAAAGAUGACGAUUACAAUAACAAUGCCAAAAACCAAGGAGAAAAUACGGGCAUCACAGAUUUUAAUAUUCUGACUUUAUUUUAA
This is a messenger RNA of Plasmodium berghei ANKA, 6795 nucleotides long. Its product is annotated as high mobility group protein B3, putative. The transcript has 4 exons. NCBI's taxonomy places the organism in Eukaryota, Apicomplexa, Aconoidasida, Haemosporida, Plasmodiidae. The record is from RefSeq and is a predicted model, not a curated record. The coding region runs from base 1 to 6795 and encodes 2264 amino acids.